This is a messenger RNA of Chaetomium strumarium, 1713 nucleotides long. Its product is annotated as acyl-CoA N-acyltransferase. Gene Ontology annotation, biological process: N-terminal peptidyl-glycine N-myristoylation. The record is from RefSeq and is a predicted model, not a curated record. Gene Ontology annotation, molecular function: glycylpeptide N-tetradecanoyltransferase activity. Gene Ontology annotation, cellular component: cytoplasm. The coding region runs from base 1 to 1713 and encodes 570 amino acids. The transcript is spliced from 3 exons. NCBI's taxonomy places the organism in Eukaryota, Fungi, Ascomycota, Sordariomycetes, Sordariales, Chaetomiaceae.
AUGGCAGAAGAGUCGAAGCAGGUGGAUCCGGCCAAGGAGCAAGAGGCUCAGGAAGCUGCCGACGCCCUCGUCGACCUCACGAACAGGCCGGCCAAAGCCGAAGCUGAAGCCGACUCGGAAUCAGAAGCCGAAGAAGCCGCCGGCCAGACACCUACCGGCAAAGACGGCGAAGGAUCUGCUAAGAAAAAGAAAAAGAAGAGCAAGAAGAAGAAGAUCAGACAGGCCGUGGCCGACACUUUCAAUAUGACGCCGGCGCAGGCCAUGGCAGACCCCAAGAAGGCCAUUGAAGGCUUGACGCCCCAGCAAGUCAGCGAAUUCAUUGCUCUGAACCCGGCCCUAGCCAACGAGCUACUUAAUGGCGAGGGCUCCUCGGACACAACCGCAAAGGCGAUCGAAGAAUUCAAGAAACUCAAGCUUCAGGACAUCAUGACCGGCCUCGCGAGCAGUGGGAAGAACCGGAAGGAUAUGGGGUCGUACAAGUUCUGGAGCACACAGCCCGUCCCGCAGUUCGAUGAAGAGCCAAAGCUCUUCGAAGAGGGCCCGUUAAAAGUCCAGGACGUUAAGGACAUCGAUACAGAACCGAUAUCUCUUGUUCUUGAGGCAUUCCGCUGGGUGACCAUGGAUCUCACAAACGAUGACGAGCUGGCAGAGGUUGAGAAGCUGCUGUACGGUCACUACGUGGAGGAUGAUGAAGCCAUGUUCAGGUUCAAAUACUCCAGCUCUUUACUACGCUGGUCCCUUCUGUCUCCAGGCUGGAGGAAGGAAUGGCAUGUGGGCAUACGCAGCGGCAACACUCUCUGUGCCUUCAUCUCCGCCAUCCCCACUGAGAUGCGAGUUCGGAACAACAUUAUUCAUAGCUCCGAGGUGAACUUUCUGUGCAUCCACAAGAAGCUGAGAGGCAAGCGCCUCACCCCUGUUCUGAUCAAGGAGAUCACCCGGCGAAUCAAUCUCGAAGGAGUCUGGCAGGCUAUCUAUACGGGUGGUAUCGUGCUUCCCCGGCCGGUGAGCACCUGCCGAUACUACCACCGGGCUCUGAACUGGAUGAAGCUGUACGAGGUGGGCUUCAGCCCUUGCCCGCCAAACAGCAAGCCUUCAUUCCAAGCCCGAAAAUAUGACGUUCCAAAGAACACGUCGACCCGUGGGCUCCGAGAGAUGGAGGCCAAGGACCUGGAUGCCGUGCAUGAUCUCCUUGAACGGUAUCUCAAGCGGUUCGAUCUCACUCCGGUGUGGAACAAGACCGAGGUCGACCACUGGCUGCUCCACAAGAAGGACGCGGCCGGGGAGCAGGUGAUCUGGUCUUAUGUGGUUGAGGACGCCAAUGGCAAGAUCACCGACUUCUUCUCCUUCUACUGCCUCGAGUCGUCUGUCAUCCAAUCAACGAAAUACUCGUCUAUCCGGGCCGCAUAUCUGUUUUACUACGCGACGGAGACGGCAUUCACAGCCCCUGGGGAUCGCGCUGCCCUCAGCACCCGCCUCAAUGCUCUGAUCGCCGACGCCCUGGUCCUCGCUAAACGGCACAAUUUUGAUGUGUUCAAUGCGCUCUCGUUGAUGGACAACUCGGUCUUCCUAGAGCAGCAGAAGUUUGGCCCCGGUGAUGGCCAGCUCCAUUACUACCUCUUCAACUACAAGGCGAACCCGAUUCACGGGGGAGUCAACAAGCAUAACCAACUGGAGGAGGCCGUAUCCAGUGGGGUCGGGUUUGUCAUGCUUUGA